UCAAUGAAAAUACAAGUUUUAUCAGAUUUAUCGAUAACGAUUUUGCAUAUUUAUAUUAUUCCUUUGGCUUUGAAUAAUUUAAUUAACAAACAACAAUUAGGUACAUACCUUGAUGUAGAAAAAAGAAUGGACAAUAAUUUAGGCGAUUCCGAAAAGUUCAAAUCACGGUUGGCACAAUAAGAUGGCGGCAUUUAAUAGUAUGGUUUUCAGGUUAGUCAGCAUUGCUAUGUUAAACAACGAUUUCGACAAAGAACUUGAUUGGAUAACGUAUAUGAUAAGUAACGAUCUGAUGAUAUGCAGGUGUUCGCCGGUAAUCAAUCUCAGUCCGUCGUUAGCGUUGCUGAAGAUGGCAACGUUGUUGCCGAAACAAGUAUACACAGAGAGUGGAUAUUCAUUUAUAGCUAAGGGUUUUUAAUAUUAAGUUCUUAAAGGCGCCUCGAUUCGAAAUUAAAAAAAAAACGUAAAAAAUAAGCCAUCAUAACGGAAAGUUACUAUUUGUAUUUUAAACUGGCAACGGCCUAUACCAUAAUGAUGUUAUAAUAUUGUACUACAUAAUAAUAUAUUAUACAUACUUUAGCGAGAAACCAAAUUUGUGAUUGUUCCAUUUCGACAAGCGAGACCAAAAUAACAUAAUACAUUUCAGCGCAAACCUGCGAUCACGUAUCAAAGUUAACAGAUCUCGGAUCUAGAGUCGUCUCGCCAUGAUCGUCAUGAACAUAUUCUACGGAGGUUUUGCUUCGGGUCUGACAAUCUCCAUAUCGCUCGUCAUGUUGGUGAUUUUCGGAUUCUACGCAAUGUAUCCGGAUAAACGUCAAAAACAAAUAUCUCUGCUACCGACCACAACAAAAACCUACUUGGAAAUGAUAGUAACCAUAAUACACGUCGCUCGUCUGAGUCCUCAAGAUAUUUUCCCUUAUUUCUCCAGCGUGUUUAAAAGAGUGGGACCAUUGGUGCAUUUCAAAAUUAUAACAAAUGACUACGUCGUAUUAAACGAUCCCAAUGACGUAAAGCUUUUAUUGUCCAGUACUGAACAUAUUACCAAAGGACCGGAUUACAAGUUGCUCGAGCCCUGGUUAAACAAAGGGCUUUUGACCAGCACCGAUGAAAAAUGGCAAACGCGAAGAAAGUUACUGACCAAUACGUUCCACUUCAAAAUAUUAGGAACAUACAUACCCGUUCUCAACAAGCAUGCACACACUUUGGUGCAAAACCUUGCCAAGGCGUCGAAAAACGACGAACACAUUACGGACCUAUAUUCUCACAUGACCUUAUGUGGUUUAGAUAUUGUGUGCGAAACAAUCAUGGGCGUGAGCUUAAGAUCUCAAGAAGAACAAUCGACCGAUUACGUAAAUGCUAUAAAAACCGUGAGUCGUAUAAUCAUGAAAAGAAUGUUUACACUAUGGCUUUGGAGUGAUACGAUUUUCAAAAUCAGCACUACCGGCAGAGAAUUUUACAAAUCAUUAAAAGUACUGCACACAUUUACUGAAAACGUUAUUCAGGAAAGAAAACAAAAACUUAAUGACGCCAAAACUGAAAUGGCCGGUAUUAAUGGUUUAGAAAGAAAAAAAGUAUAUUCAUUCCUGGACCUAUUAAUCGGUAUUUCCAAAGAACAUCCAAGCUCAAUGACAGACGCUGACAUUCGGGAAGAAGUAGACACUUUUCUAUUCGAAGGACACGAUACAUCUUCAUUAGCAAUGACAAUGGCGUUGAUUCACAUCGGCAUGAAUCAAAACAUUCAGGAUGACAUCCGAGAAGAGCUUUAUGGAAUAUUUGGAGACAGCGAUCGAGAUGCUACAAUGGAAGACCUUAGAGCCAUGCCGAUAUUGGAGAGAGUAAUAAAGGAAACCAUGAGACUUUACCCUAGUGUUCCGGGCAUACAAAGAAAACUUAACCAACCGUUACACCUCAAAAACCACAUAAUACCGGCAGGAUCGGUUGUAGGCAUCAUUAUUUAUUUGUUGCAUCGUGACGAGUCAAUGUAUCCAAAUCCAGAAGCAUUUAAUCCCGAUCGAUUUUUACCAGAACAUUGUAACGACCGACACCCAUUCGGAUACAUACCGUUUAGCGCCGGACCGAGAAACUGUAUUGGUCAGAAAUUUGCCAUGUAUCAAAUGAAGACUGUAAUAUCAACGGUUGUUAGAUGCAUGAAAUUGGAAACGCUAGGAACACAAAAAGAUAUUGUCGUUGUUCCAGAGAUGGUGUUAAGGGCCGUUUCUUUGCCUAGUGUAAAGAUAACACCGCUUUUAAAAAAAUAAUGUAUAGUAUUAAAAUUAAAAUUAAAAUUUGUAAAUAAUGUAUUAGCCAUAUUAUACUGUCUUAAAACCUUGCUGUAGAACA
Molecule: messenger RNA, 2337 nt
Organism: Adelges cooleyi (spruce gall adelgid)
Lineage: Eukaryota; Metazoa; Arthropoda; Insecta; Hemiptera; Adelgidae
Product: cytochrome P450 4C1-like
Exons: 13
Coding region: 702-2255 (517 amino acids)
Molecular function (GO): iron ion binding; heme binding; monooxygenase activity
Source: RefSeq, a predicted model, not a curated record